AUGGCUAUCGGCAAGGCUAUCACGAAGUUCGGCUCGAUGUUCCUUUAUGGACUCGAGUUCUGUUGCGCAGCCCUCAUUCUUGGCGUCUUCUCGUACUUCAUGGCCGUUCAGGCUGAUCGCGACGUUACCAUCCCGAGAUGGCAGCAGGCCGUGACUGGCAUGGCGGGUGUUGGUGUGCUCUACACCCUCUUGGCUAUCGUCUUUGUCUGCUGCCUCGGCGGAAAGACGUUCUUCGCCUUCAUUGGUGUUCUCAUGGACCUGCUCCUCUGUGGUGCCUUCGUCGCUAUCGCUGUCCUUACCCGCAGGGGUGCGCACAGCUGCAGUGGAUUUGUCAACACUCCUCUUGGUAACGGUGAUUCUUCUUUGAAGGGAGGAUGGGAGGGCCAGGCUACCUACGCGGUCUCGCUUAAAACAGCCUGCCUCUUGACCACUGCUUGUUUUGCUGUCGCUAUUGCCGGAGCUGUCCUCUUCUUCAUCUCCGCCAUCCUUCAGGUCCUCAUGGCCAAGUCGAGCAAGAAGGAGAAACGCUACGGCCCUGGACCCAACAACAACUACACCAGCGGAGCCGGCGAGAAGAAGUUCUGGCAGCGCAAGAAGGCCGUCCGUGACCCCGAGAUUGGUGCUACCACCACUACUACUCCUACCCACCAUGCUGCUGUUUCUCACAACGUCCGCCCAUCGCACGACACUGCAUACACUGGUACUACCGUCGAAGCUCCUCACGGCGCCUACGAGAACCCGAACAAGCCCGUUGUACCAGUCACAGGUGGUUACCACACUGCUCCCUUGGUCAACAACACUUUCGACCCUACUCCUACUCAUCACACCUACAACUCUACCCCUGCGCACCACACCUACAACAACUCUAACCCUACUCACACCACACCGGCCACCAACUACUAA
Dothidotthia symphoricarpi CBS 119687 is the source of this 903-nucleotide messenger RNA. RefSeq lists its product as uncharacterized. The record is from RefSeq and is a predicted model, not a curated record. The coding region runs from base 1 to 903 and encodes 300 amino acids. Lineage: Eukaryota; Fungi; Ascomycota; Dothideomycetes; Pleosporales; Dothidotthiaceae. The transcript has 2 exons.